This is a messenger RNA of Pieris macdunnoughi, 666 nucleotides long. The record is from the annotation of a GenBank genome assembly. Lineage: Eukaryota; Metazoa; Arthropoda; Insecta; Lepidoptera; Pieridae.
AUGCCAGGUAUUCCACAGCCAAAGAAAUUAUCAACACAAGCAUCGGAACUUACCAAUGAUAUCUUAUGGAAAGAGGGCCUAGUUCUCGACGGCGAAGUAGGCUUGGUCAACGCGCGACCGAUCCAAGAGUUCAGUCCAGACGCAUCAGGCUUCGAGACAUUAUUAGAAGAGGAGUAUAAGGCCAUCUCUGACGUAGACAAGGCCUUUGUGAAAGCUAUCCCACAGUCUGUGUAUAACCACUUUCAUCACGUGCUAUAUUGGUAUCGCUUAUCAAUGCAAGCCGUGGCGAAUGGUGUUUCUUCGCGUGAACAGGAGCAACUGAUCAAUGUUGUUAACUCCCAUGACAUAUGUGUCCCUUCAGGCGCAGCCGCUUAUCUAGCCGGCUUAGGCGACUUUGAAGACGUGACUGGUGUCAAACACCGAAUGACAUCCACAGAGCCGAAUGACUUAGGUCAUUUUGGGAGGGCGACAGCGCAGACGCACCACCUUUAUGAGACGUCUCCCGCCCCAGCUAUUUCACUCCAGCGUGUAUUAGAAGAUCUACAUUACACGAACGAUCUGUUACACCUUUAUUCUGUUAGCCUUAAAGCUGACUUCAUUCCCUCUUUCCAACUACGUAAACACUUUGCUUCCUAUAUAAUAAACAUCCCGCUCAAACCCAGUUAG